AUGAUAUUAUUUCUCUUUUACUUUCUAUCAUUAUGUACUAAUACAAUCCAAGGUCAGCGUUCAUCAUCCAGUUGUUCGGUUCCAUUAUGUAACAGUCUAGGUGAUGCCAACAAUUCGACAUGUUCUUCAUCAAAAAUAUGUUAUCAAUAUCAAUUACCAAAUGGUACAGCAGUAUGUGGACCCAAUAUUACAUGUUCUUUAUUUGAUUUAUGUACAACACAAAAUAAAUGUACAACAACAAAUAAUACAUUAUGCAUUGUUAAUAGCUGUUGUAAUCAACCAGUGUGUAUGCCAUUAUCAUUAAUCAGUUUAUGUACACAACCAAAAACUCAACAAUCAUCAUCAGGUAAUUUGAAUAUAUGUUCAGGUGCAACAUGGAAUACAUCCAUACCUAUUACUGUAGCAGGUGGAAAUGGUGCUGGUGGAAGUUUACAACAGUUAUAUUAUCCUAAAUUCAUUGUGUUUGAUUCAAGUUAUACCAUAAUCUAUAUUAGUGAUGCUUAUAAUCAUCGAAUAUUGAAAUGGAUAAUAGGAGCAUUACAAGGUAGAAUAAUUGGUCCAAAUGGUGGUCAGAGUUCAUCAUCAAAUCAAUUAGAUUAUCCAUCAUGUUUAUAUUUAACAUCCGAUGGUGAUUUAUAUAUAUGUGAUAAUAAUAAUUAUAGAAUACAAAAAAUGUCAAUAUAUUUAAUUUUAACAAAUGCAACAACAGUUGCUGGUGCUAAUGGUCAAGGUUCACAAUUAAAUCAAUUAGGUGAUUGCGUAGAUAUAUAUGUUGAUACAAGUAAAACAAUUUGGUUAGUAGAGUUUGACAAUCAUCGUAUAACAAAAUGGCUUCAAGGUUCAACAUUUGGUAUUAUGUAUCUUGGUCAAUCAAGUCCAUCGCCUGGCUCGGGUGCUGGUGAUUAUAUCUUGGUCUAG
This is a messenger RNA of Didymodactylos carnosus, 918 nucleotides long. Lineage: Eukaryota; Metazoa; Rotifera; Eurotatoria; Philodinida; Philodinidae. The record is from the annotation of a GenBank genome assembly.